This is a messenger RNA of Sphaeramia orbicularis (orbiculate cardinalfish), 3086 nucleotides long. Its product is annotated as E3 ubiquitin-protein ligase TRIM21-like. The record is from RefSeq and is a predicted model, not a curated record. Lineage: Eukaryota; Metazoa; Chordata; Actinopteri; Kurtiformes; Apogonidae. The transcript is spliced from 2 exons. Gene Ontology annotation, molecular function: zinc ion binding; protein binding. The coding region runs from base 100 to 1743 and encodes 547 amino acids.
GUAGAGCUGCAGACUUGUCUGUGGAACCGUCGAAGAAACCUUAAACCGACUUCAUCAGAUCUGUUUCAAGUCUCAGCAGAGUCUUUGACAAACAGCGAUAUGGCUGCUGCCGGUCAUGUCCGAUCUGGAGAUCAGUUCCUGUGUUCCAUCUGUUUGGAUGUCUUCACUGAUCCAGUCGCAAUACAAUGUGGACACACCUUCUGCAAAUCCUGCAUCUCUGAACACUGGAGGGUUAGUGCCCCAUAUCAAUGUCCCAUGUGUAAAGAGGUUUUCAACACAAAACCUCAGCUGAAGAUCAACACAAUCAUCUCAGAGAUGGUGGCUCAGUUCAGACAUGAAGCUCAACAUGAACCAAACAUCUACAGCUCAGACCAACAAGCUGCCAAACCAGGAGAAGUUCCCUGUGAUGUCUGCUCUGAAACCAAACUGAAGGCCCUGAAGUCCUGCCUGGUGUGUCUGAUCUCCUACUGUCAGACCCAUCUAGAACCUCAUCUGACACGUUCAGCACUGAAAAGACAUCAGCUGAUCCACCCUGUGGAGAACCUGGAAGACAGGAUGUGUAGGAAACAUGACAAACCUCUGGAGCUGUUCUGUAAAACCGACCACACAUGUAUCUGUUACCACUGCACCUACUCAGACCACAAAAGUCAUGACAUUACUCCUCUGAAAGAUGAAUAUGAAGAACAGAAGCCAGAGCUGAAAAAGACAAAGGCUGAAAUUCAGCAGAUGAUCCAGGAGAGACGACUGAAGAUCCAGGAGAUCCAACGGUCAGUGGAGCUCAGUAAGAAUGCUGCAGACACAGAGACAGCAGAAGGUGUGGAGGUCUUUACUGCUCUGAUGGACUCUGUUCAGAGAAGUCUGGACCAGUUCAAAGAGAAGAUCCAAGAAAAGCAGAGGAGCACUGAGAAACAGGCUGAAGACUUCAUCAAAGAGCUGGAACAGGAAAUCUGUGAGCUGAAGAAGAGAAGCACUGAGGUGGAGCAGCUCUUAGGCUCUGAAGACCACCUCCACUUUGUCCAGAGGUUCACAUGUGUCAAAGCUGCUCCAUCCAUGAAGACCUGGACAAAGGUCAGCAUCCGUCCACCAUCAUAUGAGGGGAGUGUGGUGAGAGCUGUGUCUGAGCUGGAGGACAAACUCACAGAAGACAUGAAGAAGAAGAAGGCUAAAGCUGAGCUGAAGAGAGUCCAACAGUAUGAGGUGGAUGUGACUCUGGAUCCAGAUACAGCAGAUCCUUAUCUCAUCCUGUCUGAUGAUGGAAAACAGGUUCAUGAUGGUGGUGUAAAGAAGAACCUUCCAGAUAAACCACAGAGAUUCACUAUUUAUUGCAAUGUUUUUGGAAAGCAGAGUUUCUCUUCAGGCAGGUUUUACUUUGAGGUUCAGGUUAAAGGAAAGACUGCCUGGACUUUAGGAGUGGCCAGAGAGUCCAUCAACAGGAAAGGAAAGAACACACUGAGUCCUCAGAACGGAUACUGGACCAUCAGGUUGAGAAAUGGAAAUGAGUACAAAGCUCCUGCUGAUCCUUCUGUCCUUCUGUCUGUGAAGUCUGGUCUUCAGAAGGUGGGGGUGUUUGUGGAUUAUGAGGAGGGUCUGGUCUCCUUUUAUGACGUAGAUUCUUCAGUUCUCAUCUACUCCUUCACUGGCUGCUGCUUCAGUGAUAAACUCCUCCCAUUCUUCAGUCCAUGUAACAAUGCUGGAGGUAAAAACUUUGCUCCUCUGAUCAUCACUCCUGUCAACACUGAGUAAUAAACUCAUCAAAUGUACAGAUUUUCUCUGAUUUACUGGAGUCACUAAACUUAGUGAUGAUGUAAACUGUUUGAACGUGUAUGAAUCUGUAUCCAAAUGCACUUAAAUACUAACAUUUGUAGUGAUAAUAAUCCUGGUUUGACAGAUUCUGAUGUCUGUGAUUGAAUCCAAUGAUAAUGAUGGUGUUUUAAUUUUAACUUGAAUUCAAAUGUUGGGAUUGUGAAUGUGUUUCCAAGAUGUGAUGGAUUUUAUACAUUUAAAUGAUAGAAGUGUUCAGGAGAAUUCAAUAUUCAAUAAUAACAGUAAAGAUUCCGUUCAUCAGCUUCAAUAAAUACAGUCAUAUACUGUCUUCAUUUGAAAUGAGAAAAACCAUGAAAUAUUAAAUGUUUGCUGAGUUGUUUUCUAUUUGUUUGGAGACAAACACACGUAAUUAUUGCAAACACUGUAAUUAUUUUCACAUUAGCUCAGACGGAGGUUAUACCAUAAUAUUUAAGACCAAAUAUAUUGAAAUGAUUCAUCAUUUAUUCAAAUAUGUUCAGAUUUUCUUUUUUUUCCAAUAUAUAUUUAUUGUUUUUUUUUGUUGUUGUUGUUUAUAGAAAAGAAAGAGACAACAAACAGAACAGAACAGAACAUUCCGGCACAAAGCAGAAGGAGGUGGAAAACUCAGUCAGUCAAUUAAAAAAAAAAAAAAAAACUAUGACAGCAAUAUGAGUUCACAUUAUUCCUCUAUGGAAAAGGGCUGAAAUGUCCAGACCAAUAUAUGACAUAAAGGGGUUCCAAGUUUUAUGGAACACUUCAUCUUUGCUGUGUAACAGACUGGUUAAAUAGUCCAGGGAUAUAUAUUCAAGUACUGUCUGAUGCCAUUGAGUUUUAGUAGGUACUUUAUCUGUGAUCCAAUUCAAAAGAAUACAUUUCCUCACACAAAAUGUGAACAUCCUAUAGAGUUGUCUUUUAUAUUUUCAGAUAAUUGUGACAUCUGUCAUUUCCAAGCAACAUGGUCAAUGGAUUACAUUCAGUAGUAACAGAAACAGAUAAUAUUUUAUCCAGUUCACAUUUAACAACAUGCCAAAAAUGUGGAAUUUUCCUACAGGACCAAUAACAAUGAGUAAGGGUGCCCACGUCAAUUUUACAUUUGGGAAAAUAUGUUCUGAUUAAAUUUGCUGAAGUUGAAAUCCACUCAAUCCAUUUGAUAAAUCACAAACCUUCGACUUAUUUGGAUGAUUCUGUUCAAAUAUCUGAACAAUGUAUUUAUAUAUAAACUAUGAAGACACAGAUGGAAAUAUUCACAUUAUUUCCUCUGUUAAAUGUAAAACUUCAAUAAGUAUAUUAAACUGUAAACAGAC